CAGAACGAUGACCUUCCUGAGGGAUGCCAGGAUGGUAAUACCUGGCGCUGGGUGUUCAUACCAACUGUCGCACACUGGGCUGGUGGAGAAGUUGAGCCUUGGGGUCCUGAAGAUGAAGAUUUAAGGGACGCCAUGCAGGAGAUAUGGAACUACAUAUACCGGGGUAAGAUUCGGCACGAGAUCUCCAGAUCUGGUGCCGUUUUAAAAGUGGCCAAACAACGCCUUAUGGAAUGGCGUGGAGGGUUCAGUAUCGCAGCUUGCUCCAUCCUCACUGCAUUUUUUGCACAGGACACUGAUUUUUUGGAUCCUGCGGCUCGCGAGGACUUUUCAAGGGCCAUGCUGAAGCAUAACCGGUUCAUUUUCAGGGACAAUUCAGGACUCGUUCCCAAGGACUGGACGGGUAUGUGGAGAUCCCCCUUCGUACUUCAGACAUUCACAUCACACCUCAAUUUCACCUUCGGCCGUGUUGAAGUCCCCGACCUUGACACCGAGAGCAUUAGUGUGCGGGCUGCAUUUGCCCUCGCCGUUACUGCUGUAAGUCGUUUGAUUUCU
This is a messenger RNA of Suillus bovinus, 552 nucleotides long. RefSeq lists its product as uncharacterized. The transcript has 3 exons. The annotation marks the transcript as partial. The record is from RefSeq and is a predicted model, not a curated record. Lineage: Eukaryota; Fungi; Basidiomycota; Agaricomycetes; Boletales; Suillaceae.